Amphibalanus amphitrite is the source of this 2525-nucleotide messenger RNA. RefSeq names its product zinc finger protein 616-like. Bases 113 to 1321 code for a protein of 402 amino acids. The record is from RefSeq and is a predicted model, not a curated record. The transcript has 2 exons. Lineage: Eukaryota; Metazoa; Arthropoda; Thecostraca; Balanomorpha; Balanidae.
UGAGAAGGGUGGGUUUUAUCAAGUUAUUGUGUGACUUUUUGUAGUUUUGGUGACAUGCCUCGGCGGUAACAGCACAGUACCAAUCAGUGGCGGGCCACAGCAAGAAAACGUCAUGUCGGGCCCUUUGAAAUGCCACAGAGCUCGCCAAAGAAAGGCUGCGAACGGCAGUGACAAUCCUACUGUGGAUGUUCAGAACUCUUCUCUCCUUGAUAGUGAUAGCAAAACAGGCUAUGGAUGCGACGUCUGUGGCAAGAUGUUUACACUGGAAACCAAUCUAAAACGCCAUUACCAUAUCCACAUAUGGGAGAAAUCCUACGCUUGUGAAGAAUGUGGCCAGCUCUUUGAGCAGGAAUGCUUUCUGAAACGUCACCAGCUGGUUCACACCAAGCAGAAGCCGCACACGUGUGAUCAUUGCGGUGAGAACUUCUCGCGGGCAGCGUGCCUCGUGAAGCACCUCCAGAGUCACAGUGAUCUGAAACCCGAACCGUGUGACUUCUGCGGUGUGGCGUUUUCGACUCUGGCUGAGCGCACCGAGCACCGCCGACUUCGCGUCGGCAGAAAGUCGUUCAGGUGCGGCGUGUGUGGCAUCGUGUUCCUUCGUAAGGACAGGCUUGCUUGCCACCUCUGCACACACACCGGGGAACGUCCGUUCGUGUGUGACGUCUGCGGGAAGGCGUUUGCAGAUAGCAGCGCGUUUCGUCGACAUCGCUAUCUGCACGCUGGCGUAAACCUGCACAAGUGCGACGUCUGCGAUAAAGCGUUUACGAAGCGCAGCGCACUACGUAUUCAUUGUCGCCUACAUACAGGCGAAAAGCCGCACAAGUGUGACGCCUGCGGCAAGGCGUUUGCAGACAAGAGCGCGCUUACGUUCCACCUGCGCACACACACUGGGGAGAAGCCCUGCAAGUGUGACGAUUGUGGCAUUCCGUUCUCAAGAAGGGGUCAUCUGACACGCCAUCGGCGACGAGUACACGGUGAGAACAACCCAUACAAGUGUGGACAAUGUGGGAUAGUGUUCUCCAGGCAGUCUCAGCUGACUCGUCAUCACUGCAACGAGAGUGAAACGGGAGCUCGCUGCGCGAAAUGCGGGGAGGUAUUUACCAAUAUUAAAGAUCAUCAGUGUGCGGGCAAGUCGCUGACACCCGUUUCCCUCAAGUGUGGCGACUGUGGAAGGGUGUUUAGAACGAGGCGGGACAUUGCUCACCACCAACGCACGCGCAGGAAGGAGAAGAGGUUCCGAUGUGACGUCUGUGGCAUGUCCUUUGGCAGAGCGAAACUUCUGCUACGGCACUCUGCUACCGCCCACGGUACUCAGAGCUAGGUGAACACGAGGCAUCAAUGCCUCGGUGUGUCGCCAAAACAAUGUGUUAGCCACAGACUGGUCGUUCAAAUUGAGCAUUAUGCGUUCCGCCGCAAUACAACAAAGGCUUAUGGCUCACUCACUGAAUUGAUUGUCAGAUGAGUACGCCCAAUGACAUCCUCCUACUCAGUACUCACUUAAAGUGAACGUUCAACGGCCUUGUCGGACGGGCUAAAGUGAACAUGGCAGACGAACCAGGGUGAAGAUGUCAGACGGACCAAAGUGAAGACGUCAGACGGACCAAAGUGAAGAUGUCAGACGGACCAAAGUGAAGAUGUUAGACGGACCAAAGUGGUGAUGUCAGACGGACCAAAGUGAAGACGGUCAGACGGACCAAAGUGGUGAUGUCAGACAGGCCAAAGUGAAGAUGCACCAACACGUAUUCUUCUGGCCCGACAAAAUUAAAUGAGGAGCGAUGAACCGAGCCUUACGAGCCAAAGCAGAUGAUCGAAUGUUGCGCGAUCGUCAUAGUUGGUGAUAUGUUCCGAGGUAGGUGACGGAAAUGUUUAGUGAAGUGGUGGGUAUAUUACCUCUUUUGCCGUUACGGAGGUCUUAUGACAUUUUUUGAAAGGUUGUGACAAAUGCAUCCGUCCAGUUUCUAUAAGAUAUGUAUUUUAUAUUGUAAGAUAAUAUUUGUGACGUUUUUAACUGAAAGAUAAAUGCGUCAUCAGCCAGCAGCUUUAAUGUUGGAUUGGUAAUAAGGUGCUGUCAAUGGAAACACGACUCGGGGAUAAUCUCAGGUGUCGGCUUAUAUUUAUAAUCGCCUUUGUUAAGUGUGCAUUUAAAUCCGACAUCGGUGUAUUUUUAUAAUCGCCUGCGUUUCCUGUUGUCCAUAGCUUGUCGGAAGCAGUUUUUAACUGAUGACUUUGGAUCAAAUUAAGUUAACCAUUUUUGCCAUCCAAUUUCAUUCACACUCCACACAUGUUACUUUCAUGUUUUUAGAAGUUAAAUCUUAUUUAUGUGAUGGUCAGUUUAAUGUGUUGCAUGAGAAAGGCGCCAUUGAACCGCUCUAGGGACCGAUACGAAUUUGUACGUGGUGGCUGGUGGUCCACGUCGAUCUCUCUCUGAGAUACCGAACUGCUCAAUACCUGACAUAGCUUCGCUCAUAUAAAUAUGUCUGUUAUUUGUGUGCCAUUGGGACUUAAAUAAACACUGGUGACGGUCA